AUGAAAGCAAGUUGGUUUGUCUUUUAGUAAGAACCUCCGUGAAUUGUGUUGAUCCUGCUUUGGUGUUUUAAAGAGUUUCCAGCAAGAAAAUGGUCAUGUAUAUUUUAUGGACAUUGCUGUUUUUUUAUGUGUCAGCGCAGCGGUGGACUUUGUUUGAGGAAGAGUCAAAGCCUAAACGUGAAGGCAGAGUGCGACUGGUGGGGGAUCAGCCCUCAUCUGGUCGUGUGGAGGUCUACCAUGAUGGACAGUGGGGUACAGUUUGUGACGAUGGAUGGGACAUGGCUGAAGCACAAGUGGUGUGUCGACAGCUGGGUUUUCCUGGAGCAAUAUCGGUUACGCCUGGAGGACAAUAUGGUGAAGGCUCUGGUUCAAUCUGGCUGGAUGACAUGAACUGUAAAGGCUCGGAGAGCUCUUUGUCUGAAUGCUGCUUUAAAGGCUGGGGUGUUACUGACUGCUCACAUAAAGAGGAUGCAGGGGUGGUCUGUGAGACUGGUACAAACAUAACCAGCAAUCAUCAGUUCUUUCUGGAUAACAGUCUGGGUCUGUCUGAUGAUCUUGGUCUUCUGUUUGACAGUGGAGAUGGUUGUGAUUUCAGAAUUAAUGUCCAAGACAUCGGUGAAGAGUCAGAAUUGACUUUUUGUGUGCACAGAAUGAUCCUCGUGUUUUAUCCAGAACUUAACAUAACAGAUAACUCUAGAAACCUCACAGUAGAUGUCAGCCAGACCUGCCACCCUCAUGUCUCUGCGUUUCUCAGGUAUUUGUACACACGUCAGAUUGAUGUUUCCGUCACAUCGGCUCAAUGUCUGCAUCAGCUGGCGUUUACCUUUGGAGUGAAGAAGCUUAUGGAGGAUGUCGGCAGGGCCUUCACUUCACUCAUCCCUGAAGACAACACUUUCCAAACACAGGUAUCCAUGUUCGAGUAUGGCGUCCGCACAGGUGACCUUGUCCUGCAGGAGAACGUCCUUCAGUAUCUUUCCUGGAACUGUGAGUUCCUCAUAAGCUCUCCAGUGUGGAGCACCGUCUCCUUUCACAUGAUGGACGCUCUGCUGCAGCGCUCAGACCUGGUUGUGAAGGAUGAAGCUUUUCUUCUUGAAGCUCUGGAGAGAUGGAUCCAAGACAAAGGUGAUGAGAUGAGCUCAGACCAACAGGCCAGUCUCCUGAACCAGAUCCGCUUCCUCUUGAUCCCAGUGGACAAACUGUACGAAAUGCAGUUUUCCUCAAGCGUUCUCCAUCAGAAUCAUGAGAAACUGUACCUAACAGGUCUGCUCAGGGGUUUCCAGUUCAAUGCUCUGCCCUUCUCUAAGAUCAGAAAUAACACGAGUAGUGAGUAUCUACCCAGAAUCUACACUGGAGAUGAGUGGAGUGUAUUUAUCAAUGACACAACCGUCAAUUACCAAUACCAUAACUACUACUAUGGCCAAAAUAACAGAAUGCAAUCCUUCUCCACUCCAGCACACCCUAGUGCUCUUUACAGAGAACAAAAUGUGCAGUGGCAAGCCCAGGUGUUUCUUAGUAGUCAGGAAUGCUCUUAUUAUGGUAUUUCAUGUACAUCAUUUCCUGUUGCAAGAUUGUAUGGAUAUAGUAAUCAGAACCUGUACACUAGCAACAUUCGCUACAGCAACAGGUUGAUUCUCACCUGUAAGAAUGAAAACAAUGUCUUUCAAGUCCAAGAUUUCAAAAAUGACAUGGCUGUGCUUCCAAAUAACAGCAGUAUGGGUCUGCCGAACCCCUGUCCUGACGACUACAGUUUCAGAUUUGUAGUGCGUCCAGAGUAUAUCUGACUGCACUGACUGUCAUUUUCUACCGGUGGUAAAGUUUACGUCUGUUUGUAUUUUUUUUUUUUAUUCAAU
Carassius carassius (crucian carp) is the source of this 1850-nucleotide messenger RNA. RefSeq names its product galectin-3-binding protein A-like. Bases 90 to 1781 code for a protein of 563 amino acids. Gene Ontology annotation, cellular component: membrane. Lineage: Eukaryota; Metazoa; Chordata; Actinopteri; Cypriniformes; Cyprinidae. The transcript has 5 exons. Gene Ontology annotation, molecular function: protein binding. The record is from RefSeq and is a predicted model, not a curated record.